Messenger RNA from Solanum stenotomum, 4167 nucleotides. RefSeq lists its product as uncharacterized. The transcript is spliced from 7 exons. The record is from RefSeq and is a predicted model, not a curated record. The coding region runs from base 1 to 4167 and encodes 1388 amino acids. Gene Ontology annotation, biological process: DNA integration. NCBI's taxonomy places the organism in Eukaryota, Viridiplantae, Streptophyta, Magnoliopsida, Solanales, Solanaceae. Gene Ontology annotation, molecular function: nucleic acid binding.
AUGGAUGAGCGAUAUCAGGAAUUGAGGUUGGACAUGGAUCGUAGACAAGUAGAGCUGAUGCGAUUAGUCCAAUCAUUGAAGGACUCUAUUGAUGGGAUGCGACUGCACCAGCAAGCCAAGGAGAGAGGUGCGGCUUCAAGUUCCAGUGAACUGCUACUAACUUUUGGUCAUGGAAUUUUGGGCCCUAAUUCGUUUCAUGCUGAUAACCAUCGUAAUCACAAUUUACUUCUUCCUCGUUUCAAUGGAGAAAAUCUGAAAACAUGGUUGUAUCAGAUUGAUCAGUAUUUUGCUGUAGAUGAAACUCCAGUAAAUCAUAGGUUAAGGCUGGUAGCCAUAAACUUGGAAGAUGAGGCUUUAGCUUGGCAUCAAGCUUACUUGCGGUGUAGAGAUCCACCUCAUGUUAUUGGGUGGGAUGAGUACUUGAGGGCAAUAACUGAAACUUUUGGGGAUGAUUUUGCUGAUCCUAUGCUUGAACUUAAGCAACUAAGACAAACUGGAACAGUAAGGGAAUUCCAAUUUGCAUUUAGUAGGUUUUUAACACAAUGUAAUCUCACUACUGCCCAAGCCAUUUCCUGUUUCUUAGGUGGAUUAAAGGAUGAGUUGGUAGGGACUAUACUGAUGCAUGAACCACAAACCUUGUCUAAGGUGUUUAGGUUGGCUAGAUUAACGGAAGCUACUCAGCUAGCUAAUGCUAGAUCUCAAAAUAGAGCAUCGGGACUACAAGGAGGAGUUGUUAAGAAGCAACAUCAAGAGACACUUGUUACAAGGCCACAACCUAUCAAUUAUAAUCAGGGGACUCGAUUGACUUCGCCAUCUUCUAUUGGAGGCAGACCUAGGAGAACUGUCUCCCCAGCUGAAAUGCAGGCAAAAAGGGCUCAGGGGUUGUGUUAUUUUUGCGAUGAAAACUACAACAUUGGUCAUAAAUGUAAUCUUCCUAAACAAUUAUUUGUUUUAGAGAUGGACAGUAUCGAGUUAGAAGAUCUAGAACCUGAACUGGAAUCUCCAGUUAAUGAUAACACGUAUGGGGAAGCUGAAACCAUAGUCGAUGGUGCUAAUCCUUUGAUUUCAUUGUGUGCCCUUGCUGGAAUUCAGGGUUCUCAAACUAUUCAUGUGAUGGGAUAUAGUGGUAAGAGACCAGUUCAUAUAUUACUUGAUGGAGGUAGUACACACAAUUUUAUUGAGAAAGAUUGUGUGAAAAGGUUGGGAUGUACUGUUGUUCCUACUCCCAUGAGCUAUGUGAGUCUUGGCAACAAUGCUAAGGAGACCACAACUGGAGUAGUUAAGGACUUUGGGUGGAUGCUGCAGGGCAUUACUUAUCAGUCGGAUUUAAUAGUGUUCCCUAUUAGUCGAUAUGAUAUUGUUCUGGGAGCAUUGUGGAUAAAGACAUUGGGUCCAGUGACCAUUCACUUUACAGAACUUACUAUGUCCUUCAAUCACCAAGGAAAGAAACAUGUACUUAAGGGGGUGCAUGAAGAUUGUAGGUUGGCCAGUUCCAAAGCUGUGAACAAGUUAUCAGGAGAUGAGGUUAAAUUAUUCAUGUUACAAAUGUUGCCAAUUAUGAAUGGGGAAAUCAUUGUGGGACAGAACUUUGCCCUACAGUUAUUGAAGGAGGAAACCAUAGCAUCUGAAAUUGGUGUUUUACUUGAUCAAUAUCAUAAGAUAUUUUCUGAACCUACAAUCUUACCUCCUCCAAGGGGUCCAUUUGAUCAUAACAUCCCUCUACAAAAUGGAGCCAAACCUGUCAAUAUCAGACCUUACAAAUACUCAGCUAUGAAGAAGGAUAUUAUAGACAAGUUGGUCAGUGAUAUGCUCCAACAAGGUGUUAUUCAAUAUAGUAACAGCCCCUUCUCUUCUCCAGUGGUGGUUGUGGGCAAAAAGGAUGGCACAUGGAGAUUGUGUGUAGACUAUAGAGAGCUUAAUCAGUGCACGAUAAAGGAAAAGUUCCCUAUACCUAUUAUUGAUGAUCUUCUGGAUGAGUUGACAGGAGCAAGAGUAUUUUCCAAGGUGGAUCUGAAAUCUAGUUAUCACCAGAUUAGGAUGGUAGUUGAUGAUGUCCCUAAAACUGCUUUCAAAACUCAUCUUGGUCAUUAUGAGUUCCUCUUUAUGCCUUUUGGCUUAACUAAUGCACCUUCUACAUUCCAAUGUUUAAUGAAUCACAUUUUCCAGCAACAUUUACGAAAAUUUGUAUUAGUGUUUUUUGAUGACAUUCUGAUUUAUAGCAGGUCAUUACAGGAUCAUGUUAACCAUUUGAAGUCAGUUUUUGACCUUAUGAUCCACCAUCAGUUGUUGGCGAAGCAAUCAAAGUGUGUGUUUGGGGUUUCAAGGUCGAAUACUUGGGGCAUUUUAUUUCCUAUGAAGGGGUUUCCACUGAUCAAAGGAAGAUCCAGUGCUUUUCAGGCUUUUAAGGAGUUGAAAUCAGCAUCGGUUGCUGCACCUGUUCUUGCUCUACCUGAUUACUUUAUUCCAUUUGUUGUUGAAACAGAUGCUAGUGGUAAUGGCAUUGGUGCUGUCCUUAUGCAAAAUGGCCACCCUAUUGCUUUCAUUAGCAAGGGUUUAUCUGCAUGCCAUGCUGCUCUAUCUGUGUAUGAAAAGGAAUUAUUGGCCUUGGUAUUUGCUGUCACCAAGUGGGCCCACUACUUACUUGGUCAACACUUCAUUGUUAAAACUGAUCACAAAGCCUUGAAGUAUCUAUUGGAGCAAAAGCUACAUACAGAUUCUCAGAUUAAGGGGUUGGCUAAACUGUUGCCUUUAGACUUUGAAAUUCAGUAUAAAAAGGGUAAGGAAAACCUGGUUGCAGAUGCUUUAUCUAGGAUCCAAGGUGCAGAACUUAUGUCCCUGAUGAUAUCUUCAGUGCAACCUCGUAAGCAUUUCACUUGGCUUAAUGGACAGCUGAGACGAAAAGGGAAAUUAGUUGUUGGUGAUGAUGCUUCCCUUAGAACCAAAAUCUUAUCACUAUGGCACUCUACUCCUGUUGGUGGGCAUUCAGGCAUUGAUGCCACUACUAGGAAGAGGAACAAGUAUGAUACAUCAGCUUAUCCUGGUCUACUCCAACCCUUGCCUAUACCUGUUUUGCCAUGGACGGAUAUAUGUAUGGACUUUAUUGAAGGACUCCCUAGAUCUAACAGCAAAACUGUUAUUUGGGUAAUCAUUGAUAGAUUAACCAAAAUUGGUCAUUUCAUUGCCUUAUCACAUCCCUAUAGUGCGCAAUCUAUUGUUCCUAUCUUCUUGGAUAACAUUUUCAAGUUGCAUGGUUUCCCUGCAACUAUAACCAGUGAUAAGGAUCCUAUAUUCAUUAGCAACUUUUGGAAAGCAUUUUUAAAUGCUCAGGGGGUGUCCUUGCAGACUUCUACAGCUUAUCAUCCUCAGACUGAUGCCUUAGCUAAGUGGUGGUACAACUCUAACCCACAUUCUGCUAUUCACUUUUCUCCUUUUGAAUUGUUAUAUGGCUAUCCUCCUCCCUUACAUCUUCCAUACUUGCCUGGUGACUCUGAUUCUGUUGUUGUUGAGGAUUUUAAUCUCAACCGACAGUUUAAACUCGAGUUGGCUAAGUUUCAUUUACAUCGAGCCCAACAAAGGAUGUGUGCACAGGCCAACACUCAUAGGUCUGAUAGGCAUUUCCAGGUUGGUGAUUGGGUUUAUGUUAAGCUUCAACCUUAUAGACAAUCUUCCUUGUCUAUUUUUCCAUAUCACAAGCUCACUUCUCGAUUUUUUGGUCCAUAUCCCAUUGUGGAGAAAAUAGGUGUUGUGGCAUACAAACUCCUCCUCCCUCCUGAAGUGCAAAUCCAUCCUACUUUUCAUAUUUCUCAGCUUAAAUUCUGUCAUGAACUUCCCAGUACUAUAGUACACCCUCCCAUCAUUGACUUAUCUAGUCCUCAUUGCCCUGAGCGUCGAAUGGUGAAGCGUGGUAAUAAGGCGAUUCGGUUUCCUUCUAUCACCCUUGUGGACAUGGGUGUUGUUUCACCGGGGGUAUUGAUACCAAUUUGGGUUCAACAGCCACAACUUUGUCAUUUUCUGAAAGAGGAACAGAGAGGGACGUUCUGCAGCCCUGAGAGCUUUGGAUUAGGGCUGCAGAUAGAGUUAUCUUUGGCUGAAACGUAUGAGCCUAUUGGGCUUACUGGGCUGUUGUAUUUUGGAUUAAUGGCUAGAUGGGCUGCUCGUUUGGGCUGA